Messenger RNA from Sitophilus oryzae (rice weevil), 1306 nucleotides. It is a transcript of the gene l(3)73Ah, whose product is annotated as polycomb group RING finger protein 3. Gene Ontology annotation, cellular component: PRC1 complex. Lineage: Eukaryota; Metazoa; Arthropoda; Insecta; Coleoptera; Curculionidae. Gene Ontology annotation, biological process: regulation of transcription by RNA polymerase II. The record is from RefSeq and is a predicted model, not a curated record. Bases 83 to 760 code for a protein of 225 amino acids. The transcript has 3 exons.
UCAUUUCUCUAGUAAAUAGAAAUGGGGUUAUGAAGUGUAUUUUGAUUUUUCAUUUCUUUAAAAUUAUGUUUUUUUGUAAAUUAUGACAAUGGAAAGAAAAAUUAAACUUAAAACACUAAAUAAUUAUAUUACAUGCAAAAUUUGCAGGGGGUACUUAAUAGAUGCAACUACAGUUACGGAAUGUUUACAUACUUUCUGCAAGAGUUGUUUAGUAAAGCACCUAGAAGAAAACAAUACUUGUCCAACAUGUAAAAUUGUGAUACAUCAAUCACAUCCACUUCAAUAUAUUAGCUUUGAUCGAACGAUGCAAGAUAUUGUUUAUAAAUUAGUCCCAGAAUUACAAAAAACUGAGUGCGAUAAAGAGAAAGAGUUUUAUCGUAUAAGAGGACUUCAGAAUCCAAAAGAUAUUCCAUUAGCAAAUGGAGAGUCAAAUGGGGAACACGACGCUGAUCCUCAUGCAGAGGCUGAUUACCAUAGACAAGAUGAACAAGUUAAUGUUUGCUUAGAAUGUAUUAGUUCGAAUCUUAAAACACUUAAAAGACGCUUCAUUAGAUGUUCGGCACAGGCAACUAUAUUACAUUUGAAAAAGUUUGUGGCAAUGAAAGUUUUGAAUGGCAUGGAAAAGUAUCGGGAUAUUGAUAUUUUAUGUAAUGAUGAAUUGUUAGGCAAAGACCAUACUUUAAAAUUUGUGUAUGUUACUCGGUGGAGAUUUCAAAAUCCCCCAUUAACUCUACAAUAUCGACCAAGAAUAGAUAUAUAAGUUUUAUAAAAUUCGAGAGACCAUAGGUACUAUUUAUUGAAGUAUAUUUUUUUACUUUUGUCUAAAAGAAUAUUAAGUACUAAAUACUCAAAAAUUGUAAAAAAUAUAUUUUUUUACAUAACGAUGUAUAUAAUAUUUUAAUUAUAAUAUUUCAUCAGGUAAUUUGCAAUAAUUAGAUUCAUUAAAUAAAGCAGUAUUUUUCAAAUAAGAUAUGCUUUGCAUAUUGCAAUUUACUUAGAUGCGUGAUAUUUUUUUGUCAAAUUUAUAAUCAUCAAAUAAACCGACAAUUCUAAAGAUGUAUAUAAUGCUUAUUAUUUUGAAUAUGUAAAAAUUUUGGAACAUUUCAUCUAAUUGUAUAUUGAUGUUUUAUUUUACACUUGUGAAUUUUUUCACCAGCAUAUACAUAUAUGAUUUUACUGUACGAACUGCCCUUUAUUUUGUUUUAUUUUUCAUUAUAAAUGAAUACAUAUUUUAUGCAUAGACAAUAUUAAUUUUACACUCUAAACUUGAAUAAUACAUAUACAUAUGUUGACAAUAUAUAUAUAU